Poecilia latipinna (sailfin molly) is the source of this 5054-nucleotide messenger RNA. It is a transcript of the gene lhfpl2a, whose product is annotated as LHFPL tetraspan subfamily member 2a. Gene Ontology annotation, cellular component: membrane. The record is from RefSeq and is a predicted model, not a curated record. Lineage: Eukaryota; Metazoa; Chordata; Actinopteri; Cyprinodontiformes; Poeciliidae. The transcript is spliced from 3 exons. The coding region runs from base 3922 to 4596 and encodes 224 amino acids.
CAGGUCUAACACGGUUCAACAUCUCACAGAAUCAUUGCCCUCCUUUUAUCCUUCUGAUCUUUAAAAUUCAUCAAUUAACCACAGCAGUCCACACUGUUGUCCUGCCUGGAAACCCCUGAUUGUCUUCUGUUUCUGGGUCCGUCUCGGGUUUCCUGCGAGCAGUUGCCUUCGAGCUUUGGGGGGCACAUGUGUCAGAUGUUGAGAGUCCUUUAAGUAGUGGCGGUCAUGGGGAUUAGAGUGGGAGGUCAGUGGGGUAGUUGCUGCAGUCUGAGGGUUUUAAACUCCUCUUUGGAUGUAAACUGAACCUCGAAUAAUCCUCCGUCUCCCCCCCCGGUUACUCAGAGUAUUAGGGACAUCAUAAAUCCAAGUCGAGCCUCACUUAGAUGAACCUCUCUAUCUUGGGAAACUUGGGUUCAGACCCGUCUGUCUGGGAGCUCUUGGCAGACGUCUGGGCACAUGUUGCCACAAAUACCAGGCACAUUAACGGAACUGGACUAGUUUUACAUCUUCUAAUCCCCUUUCGAGACGAACCUUAGGGAAGCAAGGUAUUGUGCCUCUAGCUGGCACGCGAUUCAAUCACAUCGCAGCUAGGUGAAGGUCAAAGGUUAAACGUCCAGGUCGUGCACGCUCCAUAUUCCCCCAGCUGGUUUGGAUUCUUUCAGCUCCGGUGUGUUUUCCAACUAUCUUCCUGUCAGUGAGGAAUUAGUCUUCACAACGGGCCGGCAAAUGUUUGACCCCGACCCCUUUGGACGGCCCGUUCGUCUCACGUCCUUGCGUCAGGCCGCUUCUCUUGUCAAAACACUGUCGAGACAUCAGCUGUAUGAGUUCGAGAGGUGGAGCGGAGGCUUUGAAAGAGUCCUGCCUUUGUUCCCGGAGCUUUUCAUGGUGAGGCAACGAGAACACUUGUGAUUCAUGGAGUUAACUUUAGUCCAACUCCAAUGGAGUCGGCUGUCUGCGCCCGAUCUUAUGAGCUCAUCUGUUUUACACAAUCCAAACAUACACAGUGCUAGUUUGUGCAAACACACACACACAGACACACAGACACACACACACACACACACACACAGACACCACCCUGCAUAAGACCACAGAUCUGGGUCACUUUGUCUGCUGGAAGAAAAAGGCUGGUGUUGAUAUCGCCACAGGAUGACGUAGAUCAGAGCGCGCGCUUCCAUGUGUGCGUGUGUGCAAAGCUCUUAAAAAAAUGAAAAAAAACACACACACACACACACACACACACACACUUGAGAUCUGACCACAAAGGGACCAGCAUUCCUCGUAUCCCUUGCUGGGAGGGAUCACCGGGGACCGAGGGAUGGAAACCUCUCAGUGCGGCCGGCACACGUGUCAACAGCGGUCCCCUGCUCUCUCUGCUGCCCUGCCAAACUCCGGUCGGAGAAUGACUAACAGACUCCCAAGAGGCAGCAGGGAAACCGAGGCAGGGAGAAGGAAAAAAAAAAAGUAGACUCAAAGAGAAGAAACAGCUUUGAGAUUUGGCCCAGAGCUGUAUUUAUAACAUGAGCACAAAGGCUUGUAUAAGCACCUUUUAAUCUUCUCUGGCAUCCCCACUGCUCUUUUAAUGUGCGCUCAGCUUACAUUUGUUAAUGCCUCUCAUAGAUAAAAUCUCAUACUUUUGUUAACUCACUGAAAGUUGGCUUGUUUUGUCUCCAGAGGCCUUUUGGGGAUUCUUCUUAGGGUUUGGAUAGAGACCCCAUGAAACGUCCUUUAUUCUCUUCCAAUUAACCGGAAUCUGUCGUUUCAAUCACUCGACUGAGAAGAACUGUUUUACAGCCCAAUAAAUCACGCUAAGCUACAUAAUCUAUGAAAUUUUAUACAAAUUGUCGAUUUAAGGAAAAUAACUCCGGGAAAAGCUUAUGUUACAGUUGGAACAGCAUGAGAAGCUCAAAUUUGGAAAGAAAUCCAGUUGAAUAAGUUGUUGCUUUGUCAGGAAUUGCUGUGUUUCACUAAACGGUUGCCAAAGAUGACAGCUUUUGCAAUCUUUUUGGUGAUGUGUGUGAAGCAGCGUUUACUAGAAAAGUCAAGAACUUCCCAAAUAUAAAGCCCUUACAGUCCCCUUGGAUAACGCGCCGUUCCCACCAGAGCGUUGGAGCUACUAAUCAGAUUAGCUUCAUCGCCUUUUCAGAAAGAACGCAGCCCACAAUCUAAUCAAUGCACUUGUUUAAAUAGGAACGGUAAUGACAAGUAUGAAGCUUCAGCCAGACACUGUGUGGCUGAAAACUGGCAAAUGUUGAACAGUAGUUUAGCUGCCAUGACACACAUUUCCAUUUUUAGCAAAAAUCCCUACAAAACAACACUUAGACUGAGUUGGAGAAAUGAAAUGUCUCUUUUUCAGUUGAAUUGUUGGAGUUUGGUGAUGCUCGCUCGCUCUUUGGGUCAUCAGGCGUAGUUAUUUACUUCUCCUGCUAGCUUUGUCCUAAAUAAGAUAGUUGUUACAAUGGUGAGUAAUAAACUAUGUUAAAUACAAAUAUGACUUGAAGAUAAUUCCAGGAUAAAGAGACAAGAGGAAGGAGCAAUCCUCAGAGGAAGCAUUUGGAAGAAGUAGUCACUCAUCCGUAAAAAUUCAGCUUUAACCGUAUGGGUUACGAUUCAAGUACACCUGUAUGCAGAUGACAUGCUUUGCUGCUGAUUCGACCACUUCAGUAGUGGAGAUGUCUUGAAAUCAGCAGUUUGUCGGUUUGAAUCCCGCUUCCUUCACAAGUCGAUGUGCCUUUGGUCAAGGCACUUUUGCCUAAAGUCGCCUGCUGUUCUGCGUUUCGGCGUGAAUAAAGAGCAUUUGUGGAUGUGUCUGCAGUGUGACGGGAAAGUCACAUGAUAUUUAUUAGCUCUGAAGGCAAAAGGAGAUGGAACUCUGUGCUGGUAAAGUGUUUGAUGAUGAUGAACAGCGGACCGUCUUGGGCAGAGCUGCUGCGGUUAGAUGAAGGGUAAAUAGAGUCAAUAAAAAUGUCACUUCCUGACUCUAGUGCCCCUGAUUCAGCAGAGUUGAUGCACUGAGGUUAUCAGCAGUCACGUGACAGCCGGUCGGCCGUUAUCCUAUCAUCCGUUGGCUGACCUCAGGUCAGCUGUGUGGGCUGCCAGAUGAGAGGCCCCAAGCUUGUUUUUCUCAGUCUGCAUCCGCUCGUCGUUCCGACGUUUCCCCGUCUAUUUUAACCUCCCCAUCUCCUUCUCCACAGUGUGCGCACACAAACACACAGCCAGACACGCACAUAAAUUUUCUCCUUUUCAUUUUUACAACUUCAGUCGACGAUCCGCAGGGAGUAGGAAGCAGCCUGAGUGGCCUGAUCACAAAUCCUUUAACAUAAACAAAGUGAAAAGAGAGAAGGGCCCUUUUGAAACGAACUCAUCUUUCCACAACUCAUUAGAUCCCCUCUCUCCCCUCCCUUCAAGAUCUACACCAGCAGCCUCCCUUCCUCCUCUCUCUGCUCCUCCCGCACACUUUUCCUCAACCUCUGCACGUCUUUCUUUUCCGAUCAUCAAAGCGGGAAGCCGUAUCGAGUCCCGGGCUCCCUCAGUGUGUCUGAAGUGACGCCAGCGGGCUGGGUGAGGCAAAACGACUUCAAUACAAUGUAGACACCAAACACCAGUCAGCAGAAGAGUCUGAAGACCACGCUGACAGAAGGAGGGUUGGCCCAGAGGAGGACGGAGCGACAGCUGUUCUGAAACCACUCCGGCGGGAGAUAAGAAGAGUGAAACAACUCGCAAGGGGACAAGAGGGACGCUGCGGACUGUGAAUCAUUGAUGUGAACCUUGGUGUGUCCUUCCUGCGAAGGGGUUUGCCUUGUUCCCACGUCUCCUCCGGAGGAAGGACCGUAAACCUCAGCUCGGCGGUGUUUACGAGAGAGGUGGCCCGCGCGCGUUUCUCGCCUCUCAGCACCCGUCGGUAUCCCUGAGCGGCCGUCAGCCAUGUGCCAUGUCAUUGUCACCUGCCGCUCCAUGCUGUGGACUCUGCUGAGCAUCGUGGCUGCCUUCAGCGAGCUCAUCGCCUUCAUGAGCACUGACUGGCUGGUGGGGUUCCCCCGCACGCACGACUCCGUCUACCCCCACCUCGCCACGGCGGCCGGCGAGGCCUACAGGCCGACUCUGGGGAUCUACGGGCGCUGCAUCAAGCUGGCCCACAUGCAGCGGGGGAUACUGUGCGGCCCGUACGCCGUUCACUUCGGGGAGAUUGCCAGCGGGUUCUGGCAGGCCACCUCCAUCUUUCUGGCUGCGGGGAUCCUGCUGCUGUGUGCCGUGGCGUUCAUCUCCAUCUUCACCAUGUGCUUCCAGAGCAUCAUGAAGAAGAGCAUCUUCAACGUGUGCGGACUGUUGCAAGGGAUCGCAGGUCUGUUCCUGAUUCUGGGUCUGAUGUUGUACCCUGCUGGCUGGGGUUCCGACAAAGUUCAGCUGUACUGCGGCCAUGACGCCGCCCCAUACCGCGCCGGGCUCUGCUCCAUGGGCUGGGCCUUCUACACCGCCAUGGGGGGCACCGUUCUCACCUUCAUCUGCGCCGUCUUCUCGGCUCAGGCCGAGAUCGCCACAUCCAGCGACAAAGUCCAGGAGGAGAUCGAGGAGGGCAAGAGCCUGAUCUGCCUCCUGUGAGGGAUGGAGACGCUGCGGCAUUGUUUACCACUAAAAACCGACUCUUAUUUCGUCUCUGUCUUGUGUCGAUGUGGGAGAAAUCUGCAAGUGCCAAGUUUUUUUUUUUUUUUUUUUUUUUAUUUUUUUUUUGUUCUUUGCCAUCUUUGUCCCUGUGACACCAGGAGGUGCUGUGUUUGUUAUUGUAUUCAUGUGGUGGCUCUGCUGUCGCCACAAGUUCUGUAAAUAAAUGUGAUUAUAUGUAUUUUGUACAUAGCUAUGAUUGCAGAAUGAUGGUCGCCUUGAUCUUGGCUGGCCCGAUGACAUCACUCUUGCCACUCUUAAAAAAAAAAAAAAGAAAGAAAUAAAGAAAUUGUAUCCUGGUGGUUUUGUCGCCAGAUCGUACGACGGCGUAUUAGGGCUGGUGUAGGUAGGAAAAAAGAGCAAAUUUCUGCAAAACACCCCAGAAAUUUUCUAGAAAA